Molecule: messenger RNA, 6558 nt
Organism: Daphnia pulicaria
Lineage: Eukaryota; Metazoa; Arthropoda; Branchiopoda; Diplostraca; Daphniidae
Gene: Alk
Product: leukocyte tyrosine kinase receptor-like
Exons: 24
Coding region: 381-5258 (1625 amino acids)
Biological process (GO): multicellular organism development; protein phosphorylation; positive regulation of kinase activity
Cellular component (GO): membrane; signaling receptor complex
Molecular function (GO): protein binding; ATP binding; transmembrane receptor protein tyrosine kinase activity
Source: RefSeq, a predicted model, not a curated record
AGCGUCGGCGGCGAUUGCUCUUGUUUUGGCUUUUUAUUUCGACUGUGGUGCUCCAAAGUCCGGAUGGUGUCCGCUCCUGUUAUUUGGGCACUUUUGCCGAAUCGCUUCCGCGGACGGUCAACUGGCCGUCGGCAUCGACAUUCCUCGAUCCUUGGCGUCAAAUUGUGCCCUUUUUCUUUCAUCCGCCGGAAUUUUUGGACCGUUGGGCGAAGGCGGAUUUCGCCCUGCUGCAUGCCAGCCUCUCUCUGCCUUGUUCCAUCCUCCAACAUCAGCCGGAAGUAGUUUUGCUGCCGGAAGCCUGGAUUGAAUUCCUCCCGGCGUUGGAGGACGGUGCUCGAUAUGCGGCGGUCGACCAGCAGCCGGCCCGUCCGUAUUUCGACAUGUGCGACCUGUUCGGCGCAUCCAAUAUCAGUCGUGAUUCAGUUCCAGGAUGCCAAAAUUGGCAUCACCUUGAGGCGUGGAAACGUUUGCGGAUCUUUUACGACAUCCCGUCGCCCAUCCGAGCGGCCGAGGCCGCCACGGCGCAUCGCCUACAGUGCGGUGAAAGUGAAAAUAAUAGUAAUAGCAGCAGCAGCACUAGUGGCGGUGGUGGUGGUAGUAAUUCAACUUGGACUAUCCCAGUGUCUUCUAUGGUGAAACGAUGGAUGGCCGAACGGUCUCCCUGGACUAGAUCCAAUGCCACCAUGCCUAUAGCGAUUGUUUCCAGGCAUCAAUCGUUUUACGGCCGGCAUCACAGUUUACUAUCCGUCCAAGCCGAAUUGCAUCUCACCUAUUGGAUGGAUACUCGUUGCAUCGUUCCGUGGCCGAAGGAAGACGGAGAAGAUGCCACGACGGAUCGGUUAGCGAUGACUGCAGUGACGCCAUCUGUUCACUAUGGCGACGCCAGCAACCCAUCCGCAUCCGGCAGUGGCCGCGGAAGCAACAACACCCUGUGCCGUUUCCACCCACGGUGUCUCAUGUGCUGCGGUCUUUACUGCGACUUUGAAGAUCAACAGUGCAGAUGGCAAUGGUCGCGCUUCGUCCGGCGAGCAGCUACCGAAAUCAACGCCACCAUCUACUCGGCUCCUGAUCCGGCCAUGAUUAGCGGUCCGCUAGACGACGCAGAUGGCAGACCCACAGGUCACUUUCUGUACGUGGCCGGAGCGAUGGACAACCCGAAGGCGAUUGAAUUGUCCUCUCCUUGGUAUCAAGAAUCGGGUCCUUAUUGCAAACUCUCUGUGGCCCUGCACAUGAACAACAUGGAGGACGGCAACUUGAAGAUCGUCGUCGAGACUCGCAAUCACACGUGGGUCAUCGUCGAGACCCUUGGAAACGGCCUUCGAGAGUGGAGGACGCUGACUCAAAGCGUAGGAAGGAUCAGCCAACCUUUCCGGCUCAAGUUGGAGUUUACCGAAGGGAAAAAGAUCCCGUCCCACGCAGCAGUCGAUAACAUCCGCCUCCUCUCUUGUCUUACAGAAAUCCCGCCCAAUGGUCACUGCGAUUCGGCCAAACGAGCGUUCCGCUGCGAUGAUGGGCGCUGUCUACCCCGUGACCAGGUCUGUGACAUCAGCAAGGAUUGCCCGGGUGGUGAAGAUGAAGACCAAGAUUGCGACCAAGUUUUGGAAGGAUCGCGUUGCGAUUUCGAACGGGGCUGGUGCGGAUGGGUGAACAUGCUUCGCGACGAUCUGGAUUGGAGGCGACACAAUGGGUCGACCCCGACCCCGCAAACUGGGCCGGGUCACGACAAUACUUACAAAAACAGCACGGGCAUGUACGUCUAUGUUGACAUGUCGGAAACGAGACAGCUGGGUAAUGCGGCCGUCCUUCAGAGCACUCGAUUCCCGCCCCCGCCAAAGUACCACAGCAAUCCGGCCUCACCUUACUUCAAUUCGUGUCAGAUCCGAUUCUUCUAUCACCUGUACGGCCCACACAUUGGAGAUUUGGUGGUGCGCAUCGUCGAAGAAGAUCCGCGCUACGGACGCGACAACAAAUCGACCGACAUUUGGCGAGAGUCGCGCAAUUUGGGCGACUUGUGGCGCCGGGCAGCCGUCCCUCUGCCACCCAUCAAAAACUGGUACACGAUUCAGUUCAUCGGUAAAAGGGGCAUCCGCUUUCGGGGCGAUACGGCCAUCGACGACAUUUCCCUCAGUCCGGAAUGUUCCGGCGUUGGCGUUCCGAAAAAUGAGACGGCCGGUUGGCCACCGGAUCCGGCUCAUUACGACGAACCCAAAUUCAUUCGUUACACAUUGACGAGCUGCGGAGCCAAAGGCCGGAUGGGUCCUCAUCAGAAUCAAUGCACCAACGCCUACCAGGAUUCCGUGACUCAAGUCCAGGUGCUCAGCCAGGGCCGUUUGUCCGGCGUUCAAGUCUGGACGGCUCCCGUGACUGGACUGUACACGAUCAUCGCCAAGGGGGCCAGCGGUGGAUUGGGUCCGAGUUCAUCCGGAUCGCCCGGUCUGGCGGGUUACGGCGCCCGCGUCCGUGCUGUUUUCCCUUUUACCGCUGGGACGCAAAUUUACUUUCUAGUCGGCCAAGAAGGAGUGGCCGCCAUUCGAGACAAACCCAAGGAUCACUACAAUCGCAAUUCAAGCGAAUCCGGCGGCGGUGCUGCUGCUGCUGCCGGAGCUGGUCCUUCCGGCUCAUUCAACGGUGAAAUGCGAAGAGGCGGAGCUUUGGAAAAAGUCCGCGGUUUGCACAACGCAUCCAACGGGGUCCACGGAUCGGGAAACGGGGGUGGAGGAGGCGGAGCCACGUUCGUCUUCCAGAUGGACAGUCAAGGAAUUCCGAUCCCGUUGAUGGUGGCUGCAGGUGGCGGCGGAAUAGCCGCCAUUGGCCGCUUCAGCCCGCGUCCGGCUGAUCUUUCGCUGGUCCAGGGCAAAGGAUUUAACAGUUUCCUCUCUCGUCCGGGAAUGUCAGGCCAGGGCAGCUAUAAAGGAGCCGGCGGCGGGGGCGGAUGGAAUGGCAGCGCCGAGACGGAGGCUUUUGGCUUCUCGUUAUUGGAAGGCGGAUUGGGCGGAUUGUCGUGUAAUCCCAAAGCUGAAUGGCCAACCUACGGCGGAUUUGGUGGAGGCGGUGGCGGCUGCACCAACGGCGAAGGGGGCGGCGGUGGCGGAUACAAUGGAGGCAACGCCGCCGGCAAUUCCAGCGGAGAAGGUGGAUACUCGUUCGUUUCACUCGCGGCCAUCGAGCGGCUGACGGAUGUGGAAGAAGGUCAAAAUGCCGGGCCCGGCUCGCUGGACAUCAUGCCGGCCAUCCCGGAAGGAUGCGGAUGCGAGCAGCUCUGCAUCGUUCUCGAUCCAUCGCUGGAAGAGAAACAAUGCGUCUGUCCGCUCGUUUCCGGAAGUGAAUGGCCCAACGAGGAUAACGUCACAAAAUGCGCCGGUUUUAACGUGGAAGCCAGCUGGUUAGGUACUCCGCAUCUGGUGGGCACCGUCACGGCCGCCAUCGUGAUUUUUGUCGUCUUCAGCAUCAUCUGCUUUUGUCUCUAUACUCGAUAUCAACGUCAACAAUUGGCCGCUUUACGGCGCAAAGCCAUGGCGGCUCCUGAGCUGCAACUGAGCCGAUUGCGUGGACCUUCAUCCUCGAUGGUCUCGGAAUACAAUCCCAACUACGAAUUCGGUUCCGGCGCUCCUUGUUCCGUCCAGGGUCUCAAGGAAAUCCCUCGCGAGAACUUGAGACUCGUCAGAGCAUUGGGACAAGGAGCCUUUGGCGAAGUUUAUCAGGGCUACUUGCGUCAUGUCGCCGGGGAUACAGUCGAGAUGCCAGUUGCCGUCAAGGUUCUCCAGACAUUACCAGAACUUUCUUCCAAUCAAACGGAAAUGGAUUUCCUGAUGGAGGCCAUAAUAAUGUCGAAAUUUCAUCACGCCAAUAUCGUCCAUUUUAUUGGCAUUUGCUUCGAUAAACAUCCGAGAUUUAUUGUAUUGGAAUUGUUGUCCGGCGGCGAUCUCAAGACUUUCCUCAGAGAAUCCCGGCCUAAACCGGAACGCCCAUCGACGCUGACGAUGAGAGACUUGCUGAAAUGCGCUCUGGACGUGGCUAAAGGAUGUCGUUACCUGGAAGAAAAUCAUUUCAUUCACCGCGAUAUUGCCGCCCGGAAUUGUUUGCUGACGACCAAAGGACCCGGCCGAGUCGUCAAAAUCGCCGAUUUCGGCAUGUCGAGAGACAUCUACCGGGCGGAUUACUACCGCAAAGGAGGCAAGGCCAUGCUGCCCGUCAAAUGGAUGCCACCGGAAGCAUUUUUGGAAGGCGUUUUCACGUCGAAAACGGACGUUUGGUCGUUUGGUGUCCUGUUAUGGGAAGUCAUGUCAUUAGGGUACAUGCCCUAUCCGGGUCGAGGCAACCAGGAGGUGAUGCAGUUGGUCACCAGUGGCGGACGUCUAGAAGCUCCGCCAGGCUGUCCCGGCCCCGUCUACAGGAUCAUGGUCCACUGCUGGCACACGAAUCAGGAAGAGCGACCUUCAUUCGUCACUGUCCUAGAGCGGAUCGGCUAUUGUAUGCAAGAUCCUGAUGUGCUGGCCAUGCCCAUCCCCGUCUUCCAGAGGCCACUCUCACAGGAGCGAGACACUACAGUGGUGAGACCUCCUACCGGAUCCGACACGGCCGAUUGCCUGCGGGUAUUGCGUCCUCGCACGAGCAGCGGUAAUCUGCUGGCCGGCACGACAAUGAACGCCGGCGGAGCCGCUGGUCCGUCAUCUUCAACGAAUGCCAGCGACUAUUUGAUUCCAUUGAGCAAUCACCGUUCAUCCAGCGUGGAUUUGGCGGCUGCCGAUUCAAGCGGAAGUGUCGGUGACGUUGGCGGUGGUGGCGCAAGGCGCCCAUCCGGAUCAGAUCAAUGCGGCUACUGGGAGACGUCGUUCACCCGCGAAGGAGUCAAAGCCAUCGCCCGAGGAGAGGUUGUCCCAGAGAGCAACGGAAGCGCCGGCAACCUGAGCCUUGGAGAUUUGAGGUCGGCCAGCACCAAGCGACGCUCCAAGGGUUACGCCACCGUGCCGACUUUCGAGGCGCCCAAUCUGAGCCAAUCGCAGUCGAGUCAGCCAUUGCUGGGCACGCCUCCCGAUUCGCCAGCGGCCACAGACGACGACCCGGCCCUAACUGAAAUGACCGGCAACGGAGGAGCAGGAGGAGGAGGCCCUCUGGAUGCGUCCACAUUGUGUCGGCAGUCGUACGCCAACGUCCGCAUCGCCAAUCCAUCGGCAGCCGGAAGCACCGGCACUCCAUCACGCACCACUCCGCCAACGAAAGCCGAACGCUCCGUCAAACAGAAUGAAAUCAGCUGUUGAACGAUUUUUUUGAUUUGACAUGAAUUGAAUUAUUUUAAAAAGGUGGAAAACAAAAACAAAAAAAAAGUGGAGCUAAAAGCUGCACUCUAUCGUGAUACAUUAAAGUCAAAUUAAAAUAAUUAAUUGUUAAGAAAACAUAAGAAAAAAAAACACAAAUAAAAAUUUUACACGUAAUAAAAUUAAAGAAGAAGAAAAAGAAAACUGCUCAUGAGCUGCAACCGGUGAUGUGGUAUUAUCUGGUUUCUUUCUUUUCUUUUUAUCUUUUUCGUUAUCUAAUUUACAACAAAAAAGAGAAAAAAAAAAUCAGUUUUCUAUUCAUUAAAAAUUGUUUUUAAUUUGCCAAUGGGGGAGAUAAAAAGGAUGGAACGGGGCAAUCAAGUCGAUCUUGGAUCCUUUUGAAUUAAGAAUUAUCGACCGGAAAAAAAAUCACAAGUUACCAACGGAUAAUUCAUUGUACAUGUCUUGGAAUGUUUGUAGAUCCCUUGGUUAUUAUUACGGUCGUUGCAGGAGUUGUUGUGUCCGGUUAGAUCUUGUUUAUUUUUUUUUUCUUUGAUUUAUUUUUAUUGCAUUGUCUUAUCCGGCCAAGGACCCCGCUGUCUCCGAUUACUCUGACUUGUCACUUCCUUUUUAAGUUUCUUAACGAUAUAGAAGGUCGUGACGUGUGUGGUGUUUCUCUCUCUUUCUCUUUCUCUCUGUGUGUGUGUAUGUUUCAUUUUUGUUUCGUUUCUGUCUGGGCCAUCGGGUAGACGGCCCUCGAAAACUUUCUCUCUCUCGAUCCAUUCAAAGGAACACGGCGUCUCCCGCAAAGACGCCCGGAUAAAGAAACAAAUUUUGUAUUAUAUAAAAAUUACCAGUCGGUGUAUAUGAAUUGCUCAGCUCUCUUAUGUAUUUCAUUUUCUCUUUGCCCCGUUUCUCCUUCUGUCUCCCCCCACCCCCCUCUCCCAAAACGAAGAAGAAUAAGUCGGGCCAGGAAAAAUGUUAACAAAAAGAAAAUCUUGUUUUAAAUGUGAUUGUGUGUGCGUCUCUCGGUGUCUGCGUAUAUCUCUCAAUGGUGUGUCUGUUAGCUUCUUCCACUUGUGUUUACGCCAUCUAGCGGUCACCCGUUGUACCCCGUUCUCAAUUUUUCUUUUAUUUAUUUUUUGGGUUGGCAACGGAAGAGAAAAACAUCACACAGAGACACCAGUUGCGGAUUGUGAAAAUCGCCACUUUUAUUUUAUAGAGGGGGGGUUGUUGUCCGGCCCGGAUCGGCUAUAAAACAUAUACGCACACUGACAUGUAUGUGUUUAUGUAUCAACAUCCC